Messenger RNA from Exophiala oligosperma, 618 nucleotides. RefSeq lists its product as uncharacterized. Lineage: Eukaryota; Fungi; Ascomycota; Eurotiomycetes; Chaetothyriales; Herpotrichiellaceae. The coding region runs from base 1 to 618 and encodes 205 amino acids. The record is from RefSeq and is a predicted model, not a curated record. Gene Ontology annotation, molecular function: chromatin binding. The transcript has 3 exons.
AUGAUACGAGGCUAUGCUGAAACAUUCAUUCAGCGAGGAGAAGAGAUCUUUCUGAAUUAUGGAGCCGAAUUCAUUUUCAAGGCGUCAUCAGAAAGUCCAUCCCUGACAAAAUAUCAUGAUCUCCAAAUCUCCAUCAACAUGUUUGUCUUUAUCAAGGGUGACGAGAAAAAGCCGUGGAUAGGAUACAUUACAGAGCUGAAACGGGACACACGGCGGAUCAUUGUCAAUUGGAUGUCCCAGGUCAAUGAUCUUAAGCCGAUCGAUCCGUUCUCCGAUCAGCGCUGUCACAAUGAGAUAUUGGUUACCUCUGAGAGUGAUGAAAUCGAUUUGGACAGCAUUGAAGACAUAGCUGAGGUCACAGCGCACGGGGCACGUUGCCAGAUAUCCGAAGGAUGGUGUUGUCGGCAGGUUUAUGAUCGUUGUUCUCACCAAUUCUACCCUGCCACGUUGAACCGAGCUAUAGCAUCUCGCAUUCAAACCCCAGGGAAGUGUUCAUCUCUGUCCACCGGCAAGGGUAUGCUCUCGGCACUCAGCAUUCUAAAUCGCGUUUAUAACGAGGAUUUGACCAGUAAAGAUGAAAAGACGAUCUUCCCAAAAGUGGAAGGAUUUUCUGAAUGA